This is a messenger RNA of Aspergillus eucalypticola CBS 122712, 651 nucleotides long. RefSeq lists its product as uncharacterized. The record is from RefSeq and is a predicted model, not a curated record. NCBI's taxonomy places the organism in Eukaryota, Fungi, Ascomycota, Eurotiomycetes, Eurotiales, Aspergillaceae. The transcript has a single exon. The coding region runs from base 1 to 651 and encodes 216 amino acids.
AUGUUGAUCUUCCCCACAAUUGCCACUCUUGUGGCUCUCUCAGCCUCGUCCACCGCCAUUCUGCACCCCCGCUCUAUCACUCCCCCAGAGGGAUGUCCUAUCCCCACCUGGGAAGUUACCACCUUCCAUUGGUACAACGGGUCAAAGAGCCUGGACUGCGUCCAUAACCAGGCAGACAUCAACUUCAAAGAUUGUCUAUGCGGCAAUGGCUGGUGUGCCCCCGACCCUGCCACCUGCAACGGUAGCAUGGUCAAUGUUUGCUGGACCGGAAUGCCCAAUUACCAACCCUGGGGAUAUGGUCCGCCUGAAACCCUUGACAUCGACUUUGCCGAUGGGUUGACCUGCCACGACGAGUACAUCGGGUAUCGAGUUCAUGACAUCGGGAACGGAGCAUCUAAUUGUGGAUACGCGGAUCGGGGCGAGGGAAGGAUCGUCUCGUUCUAUGGCAGCUCCAAUUAUGCGAUUUCUACGGGGCAUAUGGAUUAUGUCUUGGGGGAUGGGCAUGCGCUGGAAUGUGCGAACGGUAGCUUGAUUACCUAUUCUGGUAGUACGGAUUUCACUUUGACAUGCACGCAUGAUCAGUAUUUAAAUGCAACAUGUACGGCGCCAGAUUUUGUUAUUCCAGUGUUGAGUUAUGAGUGGGUGUCCUAG